AUGGGCCUGCCUUGGGCCGCCUCUGCCCGCGGCCUGGCCUGGGGUCCCCUUGCGCUGGGCCUCUGCGGGCUCCUGGUGGCAUCCCAGCCCCAGCUGACGCCCCCAUACCACUCGGAGAGCCAGACCUGCAGGGACCAGGAGAAGGAGUACUAUGAGUCCAAGCACCAGAUCUGCUGCUCCCGCUGCCCGCCAGGCACCUAUGUCGCCACUAAAUGCAGCCGCGACUCAGACACGGUGUGCGCCACGUGCCCCGAGAAUUCCUACAACGAGUACUGGAGCUACCUGUCCCACUGCCAGAUGUGCCGCCCCUGUGACCACAUGAUGGGCCUGGAGGAGGUCGCCCCAUGCACCGGCCAACGGAAGACCCAGUGCCGCUGCCAGCCAGGAAUGUUCUGUGCCGACAGGGGCCCGGACUGCAACCACUGCGAGCUGCCUCCCGACUGCCCGCCGGGCACUGAAGCCGAACUCAAAGACGAAGUUGGGGAGGUCACCGGCCACUGCGUCCCCUGCAAGGCGGGACACUUCCAGAACACCUCCUCGCCCAGCGCCCGCUGCCAGCCCCACACCAGGUGUGAGGACCAGGGUCUGGUGGAGGCAGAUCCAGGCACUACCCAGUCUGACACAAGCUGCCGAAGUCCAUCAGAGUCACGGUUCCCCGAGGCGCCAGGGACGAUGCUGAUGCUGGCGGUCCUGCUGUCGCUGGGCUUCUUCCUGUGCCUCGCCACCGUCCUCGCCUGCGCCUGGAAGAGCCACCCCUCUCUCUGCAGAAAGCUGGGAUCCCUGCUCAGGAGGCGACCAGAGGGACAGGAGUCCAAUGCCGCGGAUGCGAGCUGGGAGCCUCCAAAGGCCAACCUGCACUUCCCGGACCUGGUGGAGCCACUGCUGCCCAGCUCCGGGGAUGCGUCCCCAGCCUCCAGCGGGCUCCCCAUGACCCCAGUUUUGGAGCCGGAGGUGCUGCAGCAGCAGAGCCCCUUGGGCCUCCCCAGGGAGCUGCAGCCUGAGCCCGGGGAGCAGGGCCCGGUGACUCCCGGGACCAAGGGCAUUCAUGUCACCGGCGGGUCCAUGACGAUCACCGGGAACAUCUACAUCUACAAUGCACCCAUGCUCGGGGGAGCACGGGGCCCCGGAGACCCCCCGGUUUCCCGAGACCCCUCAUACCCCAUUCCCGAGGAGGGCGACUCUGGGCCUCCCGGGCUUUCUACCCCAUGCCAGGAAGAUGGCAAAGCUUGGCACCUAGCUGAGACGGAGCACUGGGGUGCCACGCCCUCCCACCAGGGCCCAAGCAGCCAGUUUGUCACCCAGGCCUGA
Carlito syrichta (Philippine tarsier) is the source of this 1308-nucleotide messenger RNA. RefSeq names its product lymphotoxin beta receptor (gene LTBR). Gene Ontology annotation, molecular function: ubiquitin protein ligase binding. Gene Ontology annotation, biological process: hematopoietic or lymphoid organ development; immune response; positive regulation of canonical NF-kappaB signal transduction. The record is from RefSeq and is a predicted model, not a curated record. The transcript is spliced from 10 exons. Bases 1 to 1308 code for a protein of 435 amino acids. NCBI's taxonomy places the organism in Eukaryota, Metazoa, Chordata, Mammalia, Primates, Tarsiidae.